AUGAAGGUAGCAGCGAUAAAGGAGACAUCAUCAUGUGUCAUAUACUCGUUGUAUAAGUAUUGUAAACCGGGUAAGCUGUGGCAUGUGGCUCAUGACGAAAAACUGUCUACGUUUAGAUGUUCUUGUCAGCGGAUGGAGACUUUUGGGCUUCCCUGUGAUCACAUAAUUGGUCUGCUGGUGUAUCUUGACAUUGACGUCAUACCAGAUUCUCUAUUAUUGCCAAGGUGGAGUAAGGCAGCAAAGGAAUGUAUGAAAGGGAACGGUGAAUCGGCCUUAAAAUUCUGGGAGUCAACAGUUUUGGCUAGGUUGGGUUCCUUGGUCAUGAGAAGCAGGGAAAUGUUUAACUUGGGCUGUGAAUCUAUGGAGGACUAUUUGGAUACGGUGGACGUAAUGGCGAAGCAUGUAGAGAAACUGAAGGCAAAAAAGAUUGCUGCCAACGGAGCAUGCGAUGAUAACGGUGACACCCCAAAUGAUGCGUUUAACAAUGUAAAAAAUCCUAAUGUUAUUAGGAACAAAGGAGGUGGUGGAACCCCGGGUGGGAGUGGAAACAAGGCCAAAAGAAAGUGCACUGUUUGUAAGAUGGAAGGGCACAACAAAACUACCUGCAACCAGAACAAACGCCAGAAACAAUCUACAAUGGCCAGGCCCAUUUGA
Molecule: messenger RNA, 654 nt
Organism: Lotus japonicus
Lineage: Eukaryota; Viridiplantae; Streptophyta; Magnoliopsida; Fabales; Fabaceae
Product: protein FAR1-RELATED SEQUENCE 9-like
Exons: 1
Coding region: 1-654 (217 amino acids)
Molecular function (GO): zinc ion binding
Source: RefSeq, a predicted model, not a curated record